Myxocyprinus asiaticus (Chinese sucker) is the source of this 2793-nucleotide messenger RNA. RefSeq lists its product as uncharacterized. The coding region runs from base 1963 to 2646 and encodes 227 amino acids. The transcript is spliced from 4 exons. The record is from RefSeq and is a predicted model, not a curated record. Gene Ontology annotation, molecular function: catalytic activity. NCBI's taxonomy places the organism in Eukaryota, Metazoa, Chordata, Actinopteri, Cypriniformes, Catostomidae.
AGAAAAAAAAAACAGUUCUAAAGUGUUACACAAUAUCUGUUUUUAAAUAAUAUUUAUUUGUACCAUUACUAUGGCAUGGAUAAAUGUUCAGAUUUGGUUUAAUUGUAUAAACCCAUCCUCAUUAUUUUUCCAGCUCAGCGUACACAUGUACAUGCAUCAUAAUUUGUAAAGCAGAGACCAAAAUACAAAAAAUCAGACAUGCCAUGCAUAGCACCUUGAUCUGCAUAUGGCAAGAAAGCCAAAAUAGCAAAUAUUACAACUACAGUAAAUAACUUGACAUGGCUUAUUUUGCUUUGUGAUUUGUUGAUUCUAAAUGCAGACUAAAAGAUAAAAAAUGUCAUGAGCAUAUCGGAAAAUCUAUAAUAGAGAUAUAUAAAACAAACGACUUAAAAGAGAUUUCCAUGUGUUUUUUUUAUAGCUGUAUGUUCAUUAUUAUUAUUUUCAGACUGGACAAAUAACUUUCACAACAAUAAAAUAAUGCUACAAAAGCACAUUUGGUUUUACGACAGGGAAAAUACACAUUUAAUCCAAGUACACGAAACUCUUAGCAAACUAUGUUUACGUUCACAACUUCAUAUCCUAAACAUGUAAAAAUAUUAUAAAUGUAUAUCAUCACUUGUAUUUGUUUUUCAUGUUGACUAUAAACAACACUGCUGCAUCCACUGCUAUUACAAAGUAUUACAAUUAAAUGUCUAACCAUUUAAAUAAAGACACAAAUCACACACAUCCAAAAACUAUAAAAAUGUGGGUGCAGGAUCAAAAAAUAUCUUAACCUAAUCCUAACCAUUUGCCAUUGGAUACAAAAAUAUUACCAGAGAGGUGCUGUUAUUUGCCAGCUGGGUGGUUUCAUUAGUGUUCAUAUUGGAGUAGACAUCCUUGAAUGUUUGAAGAAUGCUGAAAGUUAUAUUAAACUGUGUAACAGGUGCAGUUGUGGUGCUGGUGCUACUCUGGGUUACUUUUUAGUGUAGAAUUAUAGGAAAAUGGGACACAGAACAUUAUUAGUGAUAUAAAUCAUUAUUAUUAUUUCAAUCAACAUUAACGAUCAAUAAUUAAUGUACAGUUAGGAGGAUUUUAGACCAAUAAGAGUUCACAGUGGGUGUGGUCACCAAGUGCAAUGCUGCAAAAAUAGAAACCAAGGAAGCAAAAAAAUGUCAUGUCGCUCUUUAGUCAUGUUCAUGAAUCAGACAUUCUGAUUAAGGAGAGAUAUGCUGCACAUAAUGGAUGACACUACAAGUUAGUUUUAUUUAGAAUGUUUCUUCUUCUGAAUUUUAAAAUAAAUUUUAAAAUGUGUAAAUGACUAUUUGGUGUAGAUGAGUUAGAUUAGUGGUGUCUCAUAAUUAGUCAUGUGACCUUGUGGCCUAUCCUAUGGCUUUGUCAGCCAUUCAGAAGCAUUGGUCACACACACGUCUUCCCCAUAAUGCCUACACUGCAAGUUACCCAUCAAUGACAGAUAUCUCUGAAAUGUUUGCAUGCAAGAUGUAUGACUUGUCCCAGGUUACUCACUGCUAGAUUUAGCAUUGAUUGGCCAGUGUGUGUGUAAAACUAUCGUGGUUUUUAGUGUUUAUAAACAGUGCUUCACUUGUUUUAGGGUAUUAUUUAUUGCUAAAGUGCAGCAUAAUUUAUUUGCAGUGCAUGGAAGUCGCACUUGUCACCUCGCGCGACCCUUAGUUUCGGCUGACCACGUGAAUAGCUUUGUUGUGCUAAGUAGCAUUAAGGUGUGUCCUGCCUUUUUCAUUGAACGGCUCAUUAUCAUCACAUAUAUAUUUGACUCGAAUGCUGACGCGGAAGCGGCAGCAGAAGUGGUAGCCCUCGUGUAAAGCCCUCCUCGUGUGAAGACCUACUUGUGUAAAGACCAGCGAGUCUACCUGUGCGAGUCCACCGAGCAAGGACACCGACAAGGCGCCACUCACCAUAGCAUUUAAGUAUCUUGUUAUUGUAUCUCUUUUCCUUCUAUAUACUAACAUGUCUACUUCACGAAUAACACAUGCCUUCAAGCACAUCCCUGUUAUCUGUUACAGACCAUUUACACGAUAUCGAUGCAAGACCAAAUGCAACCCACACAACCUAUGGCCACUUUACACUUCAGCACCUGCUCCGCUCUCUUUCUCAGUGGGACUCUGGAACUGCCAGUCAGCUGUGAACAAAGCUGACUUCAUUCCAGCCUUUGCCACAAAGUCCACCCUCAGCAUCCUGGCACUGACAGAAACAUGGAUACGUCCAGAGGAUACAGCAACACCUGCUGCUCUCUCCAACAACUUCUCCUUCUCUCACACCCCUCGACACACCGGUAGGGGUGGGGGAACAGGUCAGCUGACAAACUUUCUUGAGGAGUUGGAUGUCCUGCUGUCCUCCUUGCCGGAGGAUGGUAGGCCACUUGUGGUUCUUGGUGAUUUCAACAUACACCAAGACAUACACCAAGACAAGCCCCAGGCCACUGAAUUGAAUACUCUCCCGGCCUCAUUUGACUUGGAAAAACUACACACCACAGCAACUCACAGAUCGGGCAACCAGCUGGACCUCAUCUUUACACGCCAGCACGUGCUACACCACCCAGCCCCUGGCUGUCUGACGUCCUUCAUGAACAUCGGACUGACCUCAGGGCAGCUGAGAGGAGAUGGCGGAAAUCUAAAGAUCCAGCAGAUCUAGAACAAGCUGCUGGAUGACAAUCAGUCAGGCUUCAAAAGUGGACACUCCACCGAGACCGCCCUGCUGUCUGUCACCGAGUCGCUAAGACGGGCGAAAGCUGAAUCCAGAUCAUCAGUCCUGAUUCUGCUGGACCUUUCUGCAGCCUUU